Achroia grisella is the source of this 3122-nucleotide messenger RNA. Its product is annotated as opioid-binding protein/cell adhesion molecule-like. Lineage: Eukaryota; Metazoa; Arthropoda; Insecta; Lepidoptera; Pyralidae. The coding region runs from base 128 to 1318 and encodes 396 amino acids. The record is from RefSeq and is a predicted model, not a curated record. The transcript has 10 exons. Gene Ontology annotation, cellular component: neuron projection.
UGACAAUCAACUAAACAUUUAUUUAAUUAUAAUAUGUUGGCGCCCAACAUGGGACCGUAAAAUAUAUGAAAAAAUUUACAUUGUUCCAUUUUUAAAGAAUAAUAUUAAAACAGCCUAUAAUUUAAACAUGUACUUUUAUCAAUCAAGCCUAAUUAAAAGCGGAAAAACUUUGUUGGCGUUACUUGUUUUGGAUUGGUUGUUUGCAGGCUCGACGGAUGCUACAGCACGUAAAUCUGAACCGGGCUUCAGUGGGCCAAUUGCCAACGUCACGGCUCCACUCGGACGGGAGGCCAUUCUUGGAUGCACCGUACACAAUCUAUCAACAUACAAGGUUGCGUGGUUGCGUGUGGACACUCAAACCAUUCUAACAAUACACACACAUGUAAUAUCGAGGAGUCGUAGAGUUGGUGUUACUCACAGUGACCAUAGGGUUUGGUUUUUGCACAUAAGAGAACUGAGAGAGACGGAUAGAGGGUGGUAUAUGUGUCAGAUUAACACAGAUCCAAUGAAGAGUCAACUUGGAUACUUGGAUGUGGUCGUACCUCCUGAUAUCCUCGAUCGAGGAACGAGUACUGAUGAGACGGUACGUGAAGGAGAAUCCGUCAGUCUUACAUGUGCUGCUGUGGGGUCUCCUCCGCCACAGAUAGCUUGGCGUAGGGAACACUCCAAGCCUAUAACUGUGUCAGACGGGAUACAAGUGACAUCGUUGGAGGGUCCGGUUUUAAAUAUAAGUCGAGUGAAUAGGCAGCAUGCAGGCGCAUAUUUGUGUAUUGCUUCAAAUGGAGUGCCGCCAACAGUAAGCAAGAGAAUAAUACUCACAGUUCAGUUUCCACCUGUGAUUACUAUAAGAAACCAAUUGGUUGGUGCCGCGCUGGGAACAGAUUUAGUUUUAGAAUGUGAAACAGAAGCAUAUCCGAAACCAGUGAGUUAUUGGAGUAGAGAAAACGGGGAAAUCGUUCCUGUUGGAGGUGGUUUAGAGCCACAAAAGAUAGACGGAUCAUACCGUUCAGUGUUGCGUUUGGCAAUCAGAAGGAUCACUACUUCGGAUUACGGCGCAUACAAAUGUGUCUCUAAAAAUUCGUUGGGAGACACGGAGGGUACCAUUAAAUUAUAUCCAAUGCCUUCUCCGGCUGUGGAAAAUAAAAACGUUGUACAGAGGAUGAACAUAAUGGCUGACAAAUCAUCUGAAAGCACUCCAUUUGGUACGCAGGAUUUCAGGCUACAAGAUUACAAUGGAGCCGUUACGAGGGAUCAGCUCUGUUACGGUUUUUUAUUCUCAUUAGUCAUAUUAAUCAAGAUAACAACAUCAUCAAUUUAGGGCUGUUCUCUUUGAAUAACUUAUAAAGUAAAUUAAUUUUACCUUCCCGUACAACCGCCUAGAUGAAAAUAUUGCUUUGAUGUUCAUCUCUCUGAAACAAAUGAUAAAUGCCGCUUUUCAGUUGUUUAUUGUGUUAUAACUUUCCAAUCAACGUCAGUACUAAGCAAUUUCCAAAUUAUUAAUUAUAUAGUAAUGAUUGUAGGAAGCGUUGGAAUAUUUGAGUCACAUAUCGUGACAGAUUAAAUAAUAUAUUUUACCGAUAACAAUGUCGUUCCUAUAAACCAUGGCCAAAUAUCGAGUUCCUUUCUACUUCUUACAUAAUACUAUUUGAUUACUAAAAUAUUACUCAUAGAAUAAAAUUAAAAUAAUUUAUUCAUUCAUAUUUAAACGAAUUGUUUUCAGUUGAACAUAGAAAAUAGACUUAAAAUAAACUAUAAUGUAAUAAACAAUAGAAUUAGUGAGAAAUUAAAAUUGUCACAUAAUUUUGAAUAACAAACGCUUUGAACUGUACGUAUAUUGAUAUUACAAAAGGAAUUUUGAAUAUUGGACUUCAUUUAUUUUGAUGUCAGAUGUUAAGUAAUCACUGCUAAACUUAUCCAAUUAUUUAUAAACAUAUGUUUUACUACCAUUCAAUAUAAUGUGAUUGACACAUUAUUUAAAUUAUUAUUAAUAGCAUUUCUUUUUCGUCUUGUACACAUUAGCUUACCACCGUCGUUCCUACUUGAAGGUAUUGUCUAAGUUUCAGAGCCCUUUCUCUUAUUCUGUUGUUUGAAAUUUGCCUCAAUGUGGUUAUGAUACAGUUAACAAUUAUACGCAAAAAUUAAUUAUCUUACAUCAAUUAUUUAUACAAGGAAAGUCAAAAUCAAGUAUAUGUAUGUAACAAAAAAGGAAUGUUAGAUAUUCAAAGUCUGUUUUUGUUUCGAAUUUUCUUAAUGUGAGAGUUAUUCGUAUAUAGGUAGUCCAACGCUUCCAAAUUAUAUAUAUUAUGUAAGUGUACGUUUAAACAAAAUAUUGAACAUUUAAAAUUUGACCAAAAAUACAAAAUUAAACAAGAUUUGUUAAUUUUGACAUUGUGGUAUCAGUUUUGUAGGUGAAAGUACUUUCAAAGUUAGAUCUCAGAAGUUUUGCUUGCUUACCUUUAUGCGUCUGCGUACCCAGUUGAUAAAUAUUAAUAAGAACAGAAAGUUAUGUUGUGGUUGACAGAUAAUGAAUUAAUUAGAGUAGCUUAUGGUAGAUUUAUAUCCGUAUGUAAAUACAUUCUUUUUUAGGCUAUUUCUUUUAGGUACCGUAUAGUUUUACAAUCGACUGAAAUUGGAAAAAUUUAGAAAUACCAAAUACUUAGUUUAAUUUCUAAUGUACUAGAACACUAGUAAUAAAUAUACCACAUUUUAUAUAAUAUUUCAAAUGUUUAUAAAUACUUAUUUUGUAGAUUUUAUUUUAUUGAAACAUGUGUUAAUACAACAAUAUGUCUUUAUAUAACAAUUUACAGAUAUCUGAAAUCGCAUAUAUGUAUAUUAUUACAAGGACAAUUAGGUACAUGUAUUCAGUAACACAUAUUAUUAGGGAUUACAUGAUAGAGUACUAAUUAAUAAUUUAUAAAAAAAUUGAUUAGAGUAGUUAAUAAAAAUCUAUAUACAUUACAAAUUAAGAAAGGAAUUAAAAAAAUUAUAGGUUUGUACUGAGAUUAGGCAAUUAUUAGCAAAAAUAUACAAUUAAUUUCGAGUAUAAAAACAAUAUUUAUGUAAUAUAAUUUAUAACCCAAAUUGGAGGUUUGUAAUUUUACCUAAAGCGACAUAUCUACUUU